Messenger RNA from Sesamum indicum (sesame), 839 nucleotides. RefSeq names its product membrane protein PM19L. NCBI's taxonomy places the organism in Eukaryota, Viridiplantae, Streptophyta, Magnoliopsida, Lamiales, Pedaliaceae. The record is from RefSeq and is a predicted model, not a curated record.
UCUUGCCUUCCCAACGCCACUGGAUAAACCCACCCCCGAAUCGUUUCUUGCUCAAACGGCGACUACUAUAUAUAUUGUACGUUUUUCUUCGUUAAUCUUCCAUACAACUUUCUUAAAAUGGCGAGUACCGGGACAAGAAGCUUGGCGGCCCCAUUGCUGUUCCUGAAUCUGAUUAUGUAUUUUAUCGUGUUGGGGUUUGCGAGCUGGUGCCUCAACAGGUGGAUCAAUGGCCAAACUGCUCAUCCCAGCAUGGGAGGAAACGGGGCGACGGGGCAUUUCUUGACGUUCGCCAUACUCGCGGCGGUUCUUGGAAUAGUGUCAAAGAUCGCCGGCGGGAACCACCUGAGAGCCUGGAGGAACGACAGCCUCGCUGCCGCAUGUUCGUCGUCCAUUGUCGCGUGGGCGGUUACAGCGCUAGCUUUCGGGUUGGCGUGCAAAGAGAUAAAUGUGGGAGGGUGGAGAGGAUGGAGGCUGAGGGUGGUGGAGGCGUUCGUUAUCAUCCUGGCGUUCACGCAGCUGCUCUACGUUCUUCUGCUUCAUGCCGGGUUCUUCAGCAGCAGUUACGGGCCGGGUUAUAGGGAUACCGGAUACGGGCCUGGAACUCAUGAGCCGGCGCCCAAAGGCGGCGUUACUGCGGCGGGGAUCUGAUGAAAUGAAGUUAUAAUAAAUUAUGUAGGAGUGUAUGUAAAACUGUUGUCUGGUUGAUGAUGGGUUUUUCGUGUUCAUCAAUUUUCGUAUUUUCAAUUUCAGUUUCUGUAACAUCCAUGUCGUUUUCCAUUUCGCGUCCUGUUUGGCACGCUGGAAAUAUCUACACGUGGUGUUAAUCACUUGGUUUACCA